Messenger RNA from Pollicipes pollicipes, 1110 nucleotides. RefSeq names its product metal transporter CNNM2-like. The transcript has 9 exons. Gene Ontology annotation, biological process: magnesium ion homeostasis; transport. Gene Ontology annotation, cellular component: plasma membrane. The record is from RefSeq and is a predicted model, not a curated record. Gene Ontology annotation, molecular function: transmembrane transporter activity. Lineage: Eukaryota; Metazoa; Arthropoda; Thecostraca; Pollicipedomorpha; Pollicipedidae. Bases 1 to 1110 code for a protein of 369 amino acids.
AUGCAGCCAGGGCCGGAUGACCACAAGGAUACCCCGCAACACAUCCGUCGGAACCAGCACCGAGAAGAGCGUCGACGCGGCGAGAGCUACUCGCGUAUCCCGGUGUGCGAGGGAGACCGCUCCAACAUCGUGGCGGUGAUGCUGGCCAAGGACAUGGCGUUCGUCGAUCCGGACGACUGCACGCCGAUCAAGACGCUGUGCCACUUCUACCAGAACCCGUGGUCGUUCGUGUUUGAUGACGUCACGCUUGACGUCAUGCUGAGGGAGUUCAAGGAAGGCAACAAGGGUCACAUGGCGUUCGUGCAGCGCGUGGUGACGGAGACGGUCGGCGACCCGUACUACGAGCUGGUGGGCCUGGUCACGCUGGAGGACGUCAUCGAGGAGAUGAUCCAGGCCGAGAUCAUGGACGAGACGGACGUGCUCACUGACAACCGCACCAAGAAACGGCGCGGCAAGAAGCGACUCAUGCCCGACCCGAUCGCGUUCGCCCAGCCGACCAACAACCAGAUCCACAUCUCGCCGCAGCUGGCGCUGGCCACGUUCCAGUUCCUGCAGACCGUGGAGCCGUUCAAGAACGAGCUCAUCUGCCCGUCCGUGCUGAAGAAGCUGCUGGAGCAGGACGUGGUGCGUCACAUCAAGCUGAAGGACGGCAACUCAAGGCGUUCAUCUACGAACGGGUGCGCACCACAGUCGAGCAAGCCGGUCGACUUCUUCUGCAUGAUCCUGGAGGGCCGCGUGGACGUCACGAUGGGCAAGGAGAACCUGUCGUUCGAGAGCGGCCCGUUCAGCUACUUCGGCACCCAGGCGCUGACCAUGCCCGGCGAGAGUGACGCGUCCCCGGUGUUGCGCGGCUCGGUGCACUCGCUGGACGGCUCGCACCGCGCCACGUUCGUGCCCGAGUACUCGGUGCGGGCCGUGACGGACGUCUACUAUCUGCGCAUCCGGCGCGGGCAUUACGUGGCGGCCCGCAAGGCCACGCUGGUGGCCGCUCAGCAGCGCGACCCCAACCCGCUCACCGAACAGCUGGUCAACGACAUCGCCGACAUGGGCUCUCGCACCGACUCCCUGCGGGACUUCCACCUGAACCCGAGCAACACGCAGAAGCCGUAA